ACUUCAUCAAAUGGGUGUGGGGUGAACUGCGCAUGUGCAUGACCGAGCUCUUUCGGAAGCAAAGUCGAGCUUAACCAGGGGGUGCACAUCAAAAACCGAAAAUAAAAGAGUCAUGUCAGGAUUUCUGGACGGGAUCCGGUGCGGAGACUGUGAGUGCAAUGUGGACUGGGGUGAAAGAAGAAACACCAUCGCAUCUAUAGCUGCUGGAGUCCUGUUCUUCACCGGUUGGUGGAUCAUCAUCGAUGCAGCAGUGAAAUAUCCUGAUGAGGGACAGUUUCAUCACGCUUAUCACACUUGUGGAGUCAUUGCCACGGUGGCUUUUCUCAUGAUAAAUGCUGUGUCAAAUGGCCAAGUGAGAGGAGACAGCUACAGCGAAGGCUGCAUGGGACAGACAGGCGCUCGUGUCUGGCUCUUCAUUGGCUUCAUGCUGGCUUUUGGCUCCCUCAUUGCCUCCAUGUGGAUUCUGUUUGGAGGAUUUGUAGUGCCUCAGAAGCCUGUUGUGUACCCUGGUAUUGCCAUUUUCUUCCAAAAUGCAUUCAUCUUCUUCGGGGGUUUGGUCUUCAAGUUCGGACGUACAGAAGAUCUGUGGCAGUAAUGGACUCUGUGUGUCUGUUUGUCCACUGUUAAACACUCUGCUUUCUAUAUUGUAUGAGACAAUAUGCUUUAGUGGUUAUCCACUUUAUAUAGAGACUUUUUUAGCUUUCAGAUUAACACAUUUAAUUUAUGUUGUUUGCUGUAUAAAAAGGCUAAAUCAUAUCUAAGCACAAAUUUUCACAGAUUCCUUGAAAGUUUGAAUAUUUUCAAAAGUGGCACCUCUUUUAAGUGUCUGUUUGCACUCAGACUGCAUAGCCAUGUUGGUAUAAUGGUUUACAACUUGUGUAUAACAAAAUGUGUAUUUUGGGAGCUAUACUUCCCUGAACUGUCCACAUCUCUUUUGGGUAUACUGACUUCUAUGACAUCCUUUAAUUUGACAUUUAUUUGUCUGUAGAGUGGAAAUAUCAAAUUAUCAUGGUACAAAAUAUCAUUGAGAGAAAUGCAUAUUUCACAUUACUGUACACACACAUAUUUACUGAAUGUAAUCAUGUGGGACUGUUUGUAUUCCUCUGAAAUAACACUACAUCAGGUUUAAAAUGUUGCAGUGAUCCGGAUUUAUUGUUAAAGGUUAAUUAGCUUACACUGCUGACCUAAAAUCAACAAAGGUUUCACAACUGCAGGGUGUUAUUUAUGUACUGGAGAUGUGUUUGACUGCAACACAUCAAUUUGCUCGUGUAACAUCCAUGGCAGCAUUAAACAGAAACAAACGGAGCAGUAAAUGAGUCUUAUAUUCCUCCACAUCUCAACCUUGCUUUUUGUCCCAGUCUUGCACACAUAAAAACAUCUAAUAACUACUUUGCAUAUACAUGAUAUAAAUGUAUCGUAUGGAAUGUAAUAUGUUGUAUGAAAUUAUAUACACUGACAUGAAUGAAUGCAAAAAAAGGUUUGUACUUCCAGGA
Messenger RNA from Thunnus maccoyii (southern bluefin tuna), 1493 nucleotides. It is a transcript of the gene tmem50a, whose product is annotated as transmembrane protein 50A. The transcript is spliced from 7 exons. The coding region runs from base 113 to 595 and encodes 160 amino acids. The record is from RefSeq and is a predicted model, not a curated record. Lineage: Eukaryota; Metazoa; Chordata; Actinopteri; Scombriformes; Scombridae. Gene Ontology annotation, biological process: protein targeting to vacuole; late endosome to vacuole transport via multivesicular body sorting pathway.